UUAAUAUGUGAGGAAACUUCCUCGUUCUGAGUGCAAUGUGUUGUGUCAGCUAAUACUUGGACUAUAUUCUGUUCUCAUAAUCGACUGUUCAGCUUUGAAAGACAACAUCCUGCGUCGCCUCGGGUUACAUUCAUUUUGUCAAGAUGUCGGUCGUGAAGUUAGCAGUGAAGGCGGUUUUGUUGUUGGUUUGUGUUUAUAUCUCAGAAGGUUGGCUUGUGUCCACUAAUUCCAAAAAGAAAGUUUGCUACAGGACGUGGGGAUGUUUCUACAGGAACCGGCCCUUUCAUAACAGUCUUCUACCCAGAGCGCCAAGCCGUCUGGGAAUAAAGUUUAAACUGUACACUAAGAAUCAGCCGGUGUUUACCAUAUCGAUAAAUGAGACGAGGACGGCACUGCGGUCUAAUAACAUCUACAACCCCAGUCGCCCCACGAAGGUUAUUAUCCAUGGAUUCCAGGACUCCGGACAAAACUCGUGGGUUUCACAGAUGGUUCGAAGUCUUUUGGAAAAGGAAUCAAUGAAUGUCUUUGUCGUCGAUUGGAAAAAAGGUGCCAAAUUCUUUGACUAUUUCCAAGCUUGUAGCGACGCUCGACUGAUUGGCCGAAUAGUUGCCAAGUUACUUGAGACACUCAUAGACAUUGGUGCUAGUCCUGCAUCACUUCAUUUGAUUGGUCACAGUCUUGGUGCCCACAUCGCUGGAUAUGUGGCAGAACAAAUUCCGGGCGUGGGAAGAAUAACGGGUUUGGAUCCAGCUGGGCCAUCGUUUGAAGGACGACCGACGUCUGCUAGGCUGGACUCGACUGACGCCAUCUUUGUUGACGUCAUCCACACAGACGCAGAACCUCUUGCAAGACUAGGUCUAGGUAUUAAAAUGGCGUCUGGACAUGUUGACUUCUACGUCAAUGGUGGAGUCAAUCAACCUGGAUGUCCAAAUGAUCUAAGUCAGCUUAUACAACAUCUCUUCUCGGGGCAUUCAUUAAUAUAUACAUUCGCCUGCAGUCACAUGAGGGCUAUAUACUUAUUUACGGAAUCCAUAAACUCCCGGUGUCAGUUCAAGGCCAGCCCGUGUCCUCAGAACGUCUCCAUUUCAUCAACCACCUGCAACAGUUGCCAUAGUGACUGUGUAAGAAUGGGGUACUACGCAGAUAUAAAACGGCCUUCCGGUACAUACUACAUAGCAACCAAUGAGAACGAGCCAUAUUGUAUGUUUUGAGAAGAAUGCUGGCAAUCUACACCAUGCACCUUCUUUACCGGUUCUUAUAUGUUAAAACACUAUUCAUAAAAAUAUGAUUUUUUAAA
Gigantopelta aegis is the source of this 1297-nucleotide messenger RNA. RefSeq names its product inactive pancreatic lipase-related protein 1-like. Lineage: Eukaryota; Metazoa; Mollusca; Gastropoda; Neomphalida; Peltospiridae. The transcript has 7 exons. Gene Ontology annotation, molecular function: lipase activity. Gene Ontology annotation, biological process: lipid metabolic process. The record is from RefSeq and is a predicted model, not a curated record. The coding region runs from base 144 to 1211 and encodes 355 amino acids.